Protopterus annectens (West African lungfish) is the source of this 3252-nucleotide messenger RNA. RefSeq names its product CD93 molecule (gene CD93). Gene Ontology annotation, molecular function: calcium ion binding. The transcript is spliced from 2 exons. NCBI's taxonomy places the organism in Eukaryota, Metazoa, Chordata, Ceratodontiformes, Protopteridae. The record is from RefSeq and is a predicted model, not a curated record. The coding region runs from base 100 to 1857 and encodes 585 amino acids.
UGCAGUUCCUCUGUAAUAUAUUGCUUUCCUUCCCUUCUGUUUUAGCUUGAUUAGGAGACAGCUUCUUUUUAGUGUUAUCUGCAGACAUAGCAGAAAACGAUGACAAACGCUCUGCUUUUGGCUUUAAUAACUUUACAUCAGAUGCUGCUAAAUGUUUUGCUGGAACAGACUGAAACAAUCUGUGUGCCCAGUGCUUGCUACACAGUACAUAUAAGAGAUGCAUCAGUGAAUUUUGACACUGCUCAGAGAGAAUGCCACUCAAACGGAGGCAAUCUAAUAACAAUAAAGACUGCAGCUGAGGCUGUACAUGUCCAGUCUUUACUCAACAACAUCUCCUUUAGUGACCACACUGCUGACUCACAUGAUCUGUGGAUAGGAUUGUAUCUUCCAGUGAAACAAUGUUACCAGGAGCACAAACCACUGAAAGGCUACAUCUGGAUCUCUGGUGGUGAGGAAUCCGACUAUUCCAACUGGCAGAAAGAGCCUACAAAAUCCUGCACUACAAGGAGGUGUGUUAUCCUCACUUACAACUCUGAAAAGUCUGACAAGAACAUGAAGUGGUCCGAUGUCUCAUGCAACAAAAUGUUAAAAUACUUCAUGUGUAAGUUCAGUUUUAAAGGUAUGUGUCAAAGGGUUGCUUUGGGUGGACCAGGGAAAGUAACUUAUACAACCCCUUUUGCAACAGAAAGUGCUUCCUUAUUAUUAGUGCCAUUUGGAUCUAUAGCAAUGGUGUCCUGCACAUCUAAUAAUCCUGAUGUGGAUAAGACUUAUAUAUGCAGGGAAUCACAAGAAACAUUCCACUGGUCUGCAUCUGGGCCAUUGUGUGCAACUCCAGAAUAUGGAUGUACUUUUAACAAUGGGGGGUGUAGUCACUCUUGUAAAGAAACUGAAGGUGGUCAAUUUAUAUGUGAAUGUCCUGAUGAUUACCAACUAGCCGAAGAUCAAAUUACUUGUCUCCCAUGGAACUAUUGUGAACCUAAUCCCUGUGAGCAUGGCUGCAUCAGUUUUAACAAUACAUUUCAAUGCAUUUGCCCAAAAGGCUAUCAUCUAACUGGCAACCAGAAGAACUGCAGUGAUGUAGAUGAAUGUGCUAGUAAGCCUUGUGACCAUCUCUGUAUCAAUACAGAGGGCAGCUUCCACUGUCAGUGCAGUGCUGGGUUUAAAUUUGUUAAUACACAAUGCCAAGACAUUGAUGAGUGUGCCAGAUCACCCUGUGUUCAGGGCUGCAUGAAUACCAUUGGGAAUUUUAUUUGCUACUGCUAUGAGGGUUUCAUAAUGGCAAGUAAAGAUCAGUGCAUUGACAGGAACGAGUGUGAAAAAAACCCUUGUGAGGACAUGUGCUCAAACCUGAAUGGCAGCUUUAAGUGUUCCUGCAGGGAAGGAUAUGCCCUGGCACCAAAUGGUAUUUCUUGUGUUCCUCACCAUAAAUCAACCACCAUGACUAGUAGACCAAGGUUAAGUGGAAAUGUGUUGCCUAACUCACAUCACACAGGUGAUCAAUCUGAGCAGACCAUUCUCACAGUAAGUGAGGUACAGAACUCUGUAACCCACUCAGCGGUCUCACUUAAACCUGUUCCAUCUGAUGAGAAUGCCUUUGGAACUAUGCCUUAUAGCACUGUAGCAGGUGAGCCUGACGCAAGUUUGCUGACCACAGACAGCCUGUUAAAACAUGCUCCGCAGUCUCAGGGACAUAAGUUACUACUACCUAUUGUUACAAGCAGCGCUGUACUUCUGCUUGUCGUCUGUGCAGUUUGUUUACUGAUAUGUAUUAGACUGAGGAAGAAGAGGAAAACUAAAGGCAAUGACGUAAAAAAAAGUGCAGCCGAUAAUUAUUACUGGAUGCCAGGUCCAGGAUAAAUACCAUGUCAGACUGACACAUGCUGUUAUAUAGUAGCACCUGCUAUGCUGUCAUCCUAUCUUCAGGUGGGAAUACUCAAUGCAGCCGAGAAACCAAGUGAGAGAGACAGCUAGCAGUGUGAUCAUUCUAUGUCAGGCAGAACUGAAUGACACUAUGAAACGCAUGCUGUAUAGAGACAGAAUGGCAUCUAAAUUUCAAUCAUACAUUUUCUAUAGUAAUUGUCUAAAUAACAAUGUCAUACUGUAUGAAAUGUUACAAGAGAGCAAUUGUUACUCCUUUCUCAUGUACCCCACAUCAGUCCCUCACAGUACUCUGUCUGCUACCUGGGUUACUGGUGCAAAAGUCAGGGCUUUAUUCCUCUUUGCCAAAGAGGUAGCAUAAGGCAAUCAUAUUCAUUGUAUUCUAGUAGGCAUCCUUACUAUUUCUUUGUAAUACAUAGGCUUUGGUGAAUCACCUAGAAUAAGAGUUAUUCAGUGUUUUGUAUCCAAAAAGAUAGGUGGUGGAGAAAAUCUGUGCCUGUAAUGUCAAUGAAAUUGGAUUUGGACGUAUACUUUUGGUGAGAUGACCACUGACUCUACACUUAUUGCCUAAAUUCAGUGCAAUUUAACCACUUAGUGUUAAUGUUUUUAAUUAAUAAUCUACCAUAGUAAGAUUUGUUAUCCCUGCUUUUGAUUGCAUGAGUUUUUGUUACCAGGCAUUCUUCACCAGAGUGGCAUAUUCAUCAAGGUAUGAUUCAUUAUCCCUGAUUUUACUUACAUGAAUUUUUGCUGCCAUACAUUCUUUACCAGAGUGGUGCACUUCUGAGUUUCUGCCUUCUUUCUGUCUUCUCUAAUUAUUUUAAAGGUCCAUAACUUACUGUGCUGCUUAAUGGCUUAAAGAAGUGAGCUGCAAAUUAAUUAUAUACUUUUGAUCUGAACUUUAUACUUAAAGUCUCUGUUGUACUACAACUCUAAGCAAAUCUCCUGACUGCAGUCACAACCUGCUGCGGCUAGUUCAUUUUAUCAGACAAGAAAAGAAGAAAGUAAACAACAGAUCAGUGACACACCUUUUCAGCUGUCAAGCAAACACAAAGUUUAUGACCUGGGUACAGCAGAAACGCAUUCAGUGGAAAACUGGCUGGAAGUAAUGUCUGAUAGUAGUUCACCAAGUCUCUGCUUUUUAAGUCUUAAAAAACACAUAGGACAGAGGAAACUGAAGAAGAAUAAGACAUAGCCCUGAAAAAAUCAUGCCCAUUGUACCAUAUUUGCCUUUUAUCUAUUAAUCUACAUUGCCUUGUUGCUGUUUUGUGUGCUUUCAGGUAUUGGGUGAUCUUUAUGACUAGGUGUGUUAUAUGUAAGCUUAAAAUAUUAAAAUGCAAUUUUGCUAUGCAACAUUAAAAUAGAUUUUGGACAUCA